CCUUCAGAAACAGGCAUGUUCAACGCAAAUAUUGUUAUUGGGAAGGUUCGCAAUUAUUCGCAAUAUUAGGUAUAAAUACUGGCAAGCGCUCCUACCAGUAAUUCAGUAUAGAUAUAGAUCUAGUAAGUGAAAAUUACCAGAAAUACCGAAGAAAAAAUCAUGAAAUUUAUUGCGUUAAGCUUGUUCAUUACGCUUGCUUCCUACAUUGAAGCUAAGGAUGUGGUUUGUUACAUUCCCUCCUGGGGUCCAGACGUAACCAACAAAGUCAGCCCAAAUUACUGCUCAAUUUUUGUCAUUGCUUUUGGUACCUUAGACGGAAAUGGAAAUAUCGGCCUUCCAGACAAUUUUGCCAAUUUUAAGAAACUCAAAACGGCCAAUUCAAAACUAGUUCUAGCAAUAGGAGGAGCAACAGCUGGCACAUCGGUAUUUAAACAAAAUGCAGCUACGGCAGCCAGUCGUGCCCGUUUUGCGAAAAAUGCUUUGAACGUGUUAGUUAGUAACGGACUGGAUGGUAUAGAUAUCGAUUGGGAAUUCCCAGACGCUACUGAUAGAUCUACAUUUGUGGCACUGCAUUCAGAUUUGAAAGCAAGUCUUGGAAGCAAAUACAUAGUAUCAACCGCAGUAAGCGUUGGACAGUGGCUUGUAUCGACCAAUAAUGUGUACGAUAUUGCUGGAUUGGGAAGAGCUGUUGACCAUAUCAAUUUGAUGGCAUAUGACAUGCAUAUGGACGAAGGAUGGGACUCAUCGUUUGGUGUAUCAUUUAAUGCACCUAUCAAUGCUAAUUCAGGAGAUAGUGUUGAUAAGGGCAUCAACUUAUUUUUGCAAGGAGGUGCACCAGCAAGUAAACUCGUAGUUGGAGUACCUUUUUAUGGACGUCAGUACCAAUUAGCUGACUCCAAUAGAGUAUCUCCUGGAUCUCCGUUCAUUGGUGGACAUCAAGCGUCAGACGUUAAUUACACGCCAGCAUAUCAAUCCUAUUGCUCGAAAUUAACUAAUUCUGCGUGGACGAAGCAGCGUGAUGCAACAGCUAAAGCUCCCUACAUGUACAGCGGAAAUAUGUGGAUGUCGUAUGAGGAUCAGACGAGUAUAACAGACAAAGCCAAUUUGGCUAUCAAAUACAAUUUAGGAGGCGUUAUGACAUGGGCUUUGCAUCAAGAUGAUUACGAUGGUAUUUGCAGCUCAUGUAAAUGGCCAUUAUUAAACGCAUUAAGCGUAGCCGUUGGUCGAAUUUCAUCGUCGUCUGCUUGUAAAACUAGCAGCGCCAGCACUGGUAGUAGUGGUACAGUGCCAACAACACCACCAACCCAUCCUUCUAAUAAUUCUGGUGGUAAUAACGCUUCGGGUACUACUCUCACGAAUUGUGGAACGGUUGGACUACUCGCAUAUCAGCCUGAUUGUUCAAAAUAUUUGUCAUGUGCAUCAGUGGGAGCUAAGCCAGUAGUAAUGUCAUGUAGUUCUGGAUUGAAAUGGAACAAUCAAGCAAAAAUUUGCGAUUGGAAUUGUGUCGUAUAGUUGAGGUAUAAAUUUUAGGAUUUUCUUAAUCAAAAGGAAUUCAUACUAUACCUUGGAUACUGUAGAAGUGUAUACCAAAGAUGCACGUGAAUUUAAUUAAUUAUUUAUUUAUUAGAUUAGUUAAUCAACAAGGUGACGUGCUCUGAUUGCGGUUCUCUUAACUUUGUUAAAAAUAAGGAAGUAAAAGAUUUUGUAUAAAACAUCAGAAAUUUUUUUGAAUCGUUUACAAAAAUAAAUAAAUUUUAGUUGUAAA
Molecule: messenger RNA, 1765 nt
Organism: Bradysia coprophila
Lineage: Eukaryota; Metazoa; Arthropoda; Insecta; Diptera; Sciaridae
Product: chitotriosidase-1-like
Biological process (GO): chitin catabolic process; carbohydrate metabolic process
Cellular component (GO): extracellular region
Molecular function (GO): chitinase activity; chitin binding
Source: RefSeq, a predicted model, not a curated record